AUGGUCCGAAUAACGGAACAGCUGAUUCGUAAGAAAUCGGAGCACAACGAGCUUAUCAUCGGUACGCUCGAGGAACUCUCGCUGCAUCAGGAAGACAUCGAGCGCAUCGAGCACAUUGGUCAUUGGUGUCGGGAUCUUAAGAUACUGCUGCUGCAGUCCAACCUUAUCCCGAAGCUAGAGAACUUGAAUCGAUUAAAAAAACUUGAAUAUCUUAACGUGGCCAUCAACAACAUCGAACGCAUCGAAAAUCUGGAAGGACUCGAGGCACUUCGCAAACUAGAUCUAACACUGAACUUUGUCGGUGAGCUGACGAGUGUUGAAAGUUUGUGCGGAAACUACAACUUGCGCGAGCUCUUCCUUACCGGAAACCCAUGCACCGAUUUCCCAGGUUAUCGGGAAUACGUCAUAACGGUUCUGCCCCAGCUAGACCAUCUCGAUGGAAAGGAAAUUACGCGCAGUGAGCGCUUGCGUGCAGCCAAAGAGUUUUCUACGCUACGCGAGCAGAUCGUACAGCUCGAAGCGCUGCACAAGAUCGAACGGGAUGAGCAGCGAGUUCGUGUGCAGCAGUCAAUCGAAGAACAGGAGGCGCGUGUACGCGAUCUACCGGACGACGAUGAGCGGAAGGCUAACGAAUUUUGGCAACAGAAAAGCGAACACUGCCCUGAAACGCGUAUCCAGAUGGCAAUGUUCUCUCGGCGAGUCAAAGAUCGCCCAUCGAGCGAUAUCGAUAAGCCGGACGAGAAGAAACGAAAGCGUAGGCUGUUUGCUGAUUGUGGUCGUCCGUACAGUUUGAAUGAAUCGAAGUUAAGCUUUGAGUUUCGUGAUGAACCGGAUCGAUUCGAGCUGGACUUGCAUCUGUAUAAGUAUCUCGACACAUCGCUAGUGAAGGUGGACGCUCAGCCCAAUUACGUACGCGUGACGGUUAAAGGUAAGAUAUUUCAACUUGCACUCAAACAAGACAUCCAAACGGAUCGAUCAACCUGCCAGCGAUCGGAAACUACCGGACACAUGUUAAUCGUGAUGCCAAAGCUGAAUCCUGAACGAAUUGUUGUCAAACCUUCAACCGUAAAACAGCCGGCGGGAUCUCAUAACAGCACUGGUUUAACGGGAACUGUCGAUAUUCGGAACAUUUGCAAUACUUCCAACAGUGCAAAACCGCCCCGAUUAAACGAAGACGAAGUACCGGACCUGAUUUAA
Molecule: messenger RNA, 1197 nt
Organism: Anopheles maculipalpis
Lineage: Eukaryota; Metazoa; Arthropoda; Insecta; Diptera; Culicidae
Gene: tilB
Product: protein tilB
Exons: 2
Coding region: 1-1197 (398 amino acids)
Biological process (GO): outer dynein arm assembly
Cellular component (GO): cytoplasm
Molecular function (GO): protein binding
Source: RefSeq, a predicted model, not a curated record